Messenger RNA from Lontra canadensis (Northern American river otter), 2682 nucleotides. Its product is annotated as zinc finger protein 234-like. The transcript is spliced from 3 exons. Bases 250 to 2298 code for a protein of 682 amino acids. Gene Ontology annotation, biological process: regulation of DNA-templated transcription. Lineage: Eukaryota; Metazoa; Chordata; Mammalia; Carnivora; Mustelidae. The record is from RefSeq and is a predicted model, not a curated record.
GUCGCUUUCCUUCACUGACCUGCUCAAAGCUACAGACACAAAGACAGCCAUUAGCAUAGGCACUGUAUAAAAAUCUUUAAAUUCCUCUCUGGCAAAAGACACCUUAUGUGCAAUUACCGGGAACAAUAACCUGGGGCAAAAAUAUUUACCACAGUGAUGCCAAAAAGGAGACAAAGCCCUUCAUGGGCAACUUAUGCAUAUGGUUAAGGGAAAAAACCCAAUGGCCUGCAAAGAAGGACAUGCACAGCCAUGUUAAAAAUGAGAAAUACGAAUAAACACCUGAAAAGGGAGACGGUGACGUUCAAGGAUGUGGCAGUGGUCUUCUCGGAGGAGGAGCUGGCGCUGCUGGACCCUGCCCAGAGGAAGCUGUAUGGAGACGUGAUGCUGGAGAACUUCAGGAACCUGAUUUCUGUGGGUGAGCACAGGCUCUUUAUGGGAGGAAAGAUCCAAAGUAAGAUGAAGACUGUUUUAGAAGCAGAACCAUCUGAAGAGCUUUCCUGCUGGCAGAUCUGGCAACAGAUUGCAAGUGACUUAACCAGGUGUCAGGGCUCCAUGAUAAAGAGUUCUCAGCUCCCCAAACAAGGUGAUUCACCCGGACAGGUUGGGGCAGGACAGUCUGUAACUCACACAGGCCAGAAACCUGAUCAGUCUAGUGAACUUAAGAAAUAUUUCAGUGAUGUCUCCAGCCUUGAUCUUCAUCAACAAACACACUCAGGAGUGAAGUCUCAUAUAUGUCGUGAGUGUGGAAAAAGCUUCUGUUAUAGUUCAGCACUUCAUAUUCACCAGAGAGUUCAUCUGGGAGAGAAACGCUACAAGUGUGAUGAAUGUGGUAAGGAAUUUAGCCAGAGCUCCUGUCUGCAAGCUCAUCAGAAAGUUCACACUGUGGAGAAGCCGUUCAAGUGUGAGAAGUGUGGGAAUGGCUUCUGUCGUAGAUCAGCACUUAAUGUUCAUUAUAAAUUGCACAUGGAGGAGAAACCUUAUAACUGUGACCAAUGUGGAAGGGCCUUCAUUCAUGCUUCCCAUCUUCAGGAACAUCAGAGAAUCCACACUGGGGAGAAACCCUUCAAAUGUGAUAAAUGCGGUAAGAAUUUCCGACGUAGAUCAUCGCUUAAUAGUCAUUGUAUGGUCCACACAGGAGAGAAACUGUUCAAAUGUGAGGAGUGUGGGAAGUGUUUCUUUUGUAGCUCAAAUCUUCAUAUCCACCAGAAGGGCCACACACGAGAGAAACCUUAUAAGUGUGAGGAGUGUGGGAAGGGCUUCAUUCAGCCUUCGCAUUUUCGGGCCCAUCAGAGAAUCCAUACUGGAGAGAAACCAUAUGUAUGCAAAGUGUGUGGUAAAGGCUUUACUAUGAGUUCAAAUCUUCAGGCACAUCAGAGAGUCCACACAGGAGAGAAACCAUACAAAUGUGAUGAGUGUGGGAAGAACUUCGGUACAAAAACCCGUUAUCAAGUGCAUCUGGUAGUCCACACGGGAGAGAGACCCUAUAAAUGUGAGGUAUGUGGGAAGGACUUCAGUCAGAGAGCAUAUCUUCAAUCCCAUCUAAAGACCCACAGCGUAGAGAAACCUUACAAGUGUGAGGAGUGCGGGCAGGGCUUCAAUCAGAGUUCCCGACUUCAGAUUCACCAGCUGAUCCAUACUGGUGAGAAACCACACAAAUGUGACGAGUGUGGGAAGGGAUUCAAUCGUAGAGCAGAUCUCAAAAUUCAUUGCAGAAUCCACACAGGAGAGAAACCGUUUAAUUGCGAGGAGUGUGGGAAAGUAUUCAGGCAGGCUGCAAAUCUUCUGGCCCAUCAGAGAAUCCACAGUGGAGAGAAACCAUUCAAAUGUGAAGAGUGUGGGAAGAGUUUCGGUCGCAGUUCACACCUCCAAGCCCAUCAGAAAGUCCACACUGGGGAAAAGCCAUACAAAUGUGAGGAGUGUGGGAAGGGCUUCAAGUGGAGCUUGAAUCUUGACAUGCAUCAGAGGGUCCACACGGGAGAGAAACCCUACAAGUGUGGGGAGUGUGGUAAGCACUUCAGUCAGGCCUCAAGUCUGAAGGUUCAUCAGAGUGUUCACAGUGAAGAGAAACCAUACAAAUGUGAUGUGUGUGGCAAGGUCUUCCGCCACUCUUCGCAGCUGCAAUCUCAUCAGCGGGUUCACACGGGGGAGACACCUUAUAAGUGUGAGACGUGUGGUCAGAGCUUCCGUUGGCGAUCAAAACUUUCACAUCAUCGCAAAACUCAUGGUGGCAAUACAUUUUAUGAAAGUAAGAAGAGUGGUAAGAACAUCAAAGGAUCAUCAGAAAGAUGUUCAAAAUGAUGCUUUGUAAAACCCUGAAUUCCUGUCAUCACGGAGUCUCAUAAGAGAGAAAACACUUGUGUUAGUUUAGUUGGUACUUAAGCAAUAAUUGAACAUAUCUCAGCUUUCACAAGAUAACACAGUGGAGAAACCCCUGUAAGUGGUGUGGUGAGUCUUUUUUCAGAAUCACUUAGGAGGUAGUAGUACUUAGGAAAAGAGUUUGGUCUGACCUUUAACACAAGUAUAAGGAUGGGUAUACCAGAAUUGAUACCCACUAGAAUGUAAGCUCCAUGAGGGCAGGGACUUUGCUGCUAAGUCUACACAGCCCUCAAAGCUAGAGGCAUCAUAAUUCUGGACUUCAAGUUAUAUUACAAAACUGUAGGAAAUAAAACUGUUAUGGUACUG